UACAGCAGCGUAAGCAGCACUAAAUAGAGGGUGUUCGAUCAUCAGACUGCUGUCUUUGAUGCUAACUUUAGCUGCUGGUGUGGCUAACAACAAUGCGCCCCACUCGUGUGCAGGGCUAAACGCUGUUAUUAUUUCGCGCAUAAAUAGAAUCAAUUAUGAGAUUAGAUAUCUGAGCAGUUGAAUGAGAUCGUAUCCACUAAACUUGCUGUCGUUGUCCACUCUAUUGAAUACAGCAAAAGUGCUGGAAAUGGAGGCGAACGGAAGUCACUCUCUAAGUGGAAAAGCAGCUGUAACUGAAGCUAACCUGAGAGACGAGUAUUACUGGAAGCUGACAGCAGACUUCAUUGGUCCUCAGUCGGGGGAAGGAUUGGAUCUCGAUAAAGAAGUUUGCAAAAAUAGAAUAUUAAUUCAAGUCGGGCUGAUGAAGGAGGACAAUAACUUCCCAUGGAUUGCCGUCAUUGAUUGGCUGAAGAGGAUCUUCCCAGCUCACCGGUCGGCUGACUUCCGGCGGCUAAUUGAAAGAGGCAGUUCAGCGAACUUGAGUUUGGAAGGUGAGGCCAGGCUGACAUUUCUGGAAUCGCACGUCAACUUUAACUUUGUCGGCCCCAUAUGCGACAGCAUCGGAGUGGAACGGGAACAUCUUUUGAAAAUGAAAGACUUUUCCCAACAGGCCAAGUCUAUCCAAGUGACGAACGGCUUGAUUCUGGAGUUGAGCAACUUUGUGACGAGGGAGAGGAUUUCGCCCAUCAACUUGGUCACUUGGCUUAGAAACUUCAACCCAGAAUUUUGUAAAGAUGGGAAAAUUGUGAAAGCGUAUAAAGUCCUGAAGAGUAAGAUCAAAAAGUUAAAAAUGUCCUACGUUAAUACAGAAACGAGAAGCCACAGGAAGAACGCCACCAUGGAAAAUCUUCUCCAGAGUCCAUUUGAACUGGUGAAGUCGAGAAGCAGCACCUUUGAAUUGAUGGCAAAGAAACGCAUGAAAAGAGACCCGCAUUUUGACCAAGUCGCCGUCAAGGAGGAAUCUGAAGACUAUGAAAUUCCUCUCGGUGAGGAGUCCGUGAAGAUGGCUUCAGUCCAAUUUGUCAGCAAAGGCGCGCCUCAUUGUGAUGCAAGCGAGGAUGGCAUGGACGUGUCCGACAGCAGAGCGGACUCUGAAGACGAAGAGUCGCCGUCACUGCUCGACGUGGCGCUGCUGUCUGUUCAAAAGCUGUCCAGUGUGUGUCGCGGCCAAACGGAAGACUGCAAAGGCAUUUCAUUGGAGCUGCUGAAAAACCAGUACACGCUGACAUGCAAGGAGCAUCCAGCCAUGGAAGACUUUGAGAAAGCGCUCAACGCGGUCAGCGAGAAUGUCGCCCUGGCCCCCCCGCUGCUGUUUUUGUACCACAACGCCCAUUUCCUGGUGGAUUUGCACAGCACCGUGGAGCGGCACGUCAUGGCAUUUGAGGACGAGAUCACUCGCUCGACGGGGCAGAAACUGGGCCGCGACACCAACCCGCUCUUCAAGAACAUGGUCAACUUGUCUGAGAGCGCCACGUCUCGCUACAUCCACAUGGCUCAUGACCUCCUGAACCCCGACAGCGCAGACAAGCCCAACUACAGGAAGCACUGGGUGGCGUUCUGCCAGGAGAAGAGCAACCCAUCCAGGAUCGGCAGGUCGUCGGCGGGUCGCUUCAGCAGCUACUUUGAGGUAGCAGCCGGCCUCACUCACCAUCACAAGGAGGUGGGAAUCUUCUUCCUGGACAUGCUGUCGCUCAACAACGACAAAUGCCCAAAUGUCAUUCUGGAGAGCGCCGCCGCCGACGCCAGCGAUUCUGUCAUCCAGAGCAUCGUGUGUGCGCUCGCCAUUGUCUACUGCAAAAUCGUUGGCCCUUACCUUCAGCUCCUGACUAGCGCGGGAGAGUACUGCCUCUUCAGCCAGUACCUGCUUUGCCUCUACCAAAAGUUCCUGGAUUGGUCCAAAGAGCCGUCCACUCUGCUGGAGCCCGACCACGUCGCCAAUGUUUUUCUGCAAUUCCCCGAGCAAGAAAAAACCUUCUCCGGCGUCUAUCAGUUCUGCGGCGAGUGGCAAACUAACAGGGACCUCAUUCGGGUUUUCUUAAAGAGGGUCAUAAAGGUGAUUGCCGGCGUCACCGAGGAGCACCUGAAGCUCUUCCUGCCGGGUGGUACUUAUGCCAACGUCCCUUCGACUGACGUAAACCGGAAGCUGGUGUUCUGCAAGUUCUCCACUCUGGUUGCCGAGUAUCCCUUCAGCAACCUGAAAGGCCAGCGCAAAGACUCGUCGCACAAGCAGACGUCAUCGUCGUCGGAGAGCUCGGCGGAUGACAACUUGAGCUCAGCCGAGUCAGACAACUCUUUCUGCUGGCAAGCUAGGAAGCAAGUCGACCGUAGGGAAAAGCCUGGAAAAGCCCAAGUCAGACGCGCUUCCAAUAAGGAAGUCUACCCGGAGAACAUGGAUCUGGAUUACAUCACCGCCAACGUUCAGUCGAACGGCGGGCCAUGCAGGUCCCAGCAGGACGUGGACAAGAUGCUGCUGCGCUUGAACGACAAAUCCAAACUGGUGAAGCGGGAAGCCAUCCGUUGCGAGAUCGUCUAUCAGAGAGAGGUCCUCAACAACACGGACCCCAACUUGAGGCGCGUGUUUCGCAACAGCACCGACAUGGUACUCAAGCUGAAGCUGGCGCUCCCUCGCAUCAAGCCGGGAUACUCGCUUGUUUGGGCCCCGAUAAAGUCCAAAAUGCCUAAGCCCGUGCAGCAGAACAUGCAAGGCGCUGCCGCUAGCGUUCCAAGUGACAGCAGCCAGCCCAACUUGAAUGGCAUCUAAUACAGUGUGAGACGUAAAUAAUCAGAUCAUGUUAUCUCUACGAGUGUUUAUUUAGUGACUAUAAACCUUUGUACAUGCAUUUUCAUUUUUUAAAAAGCGAAUAAUUCCCUUAUCUUUAUUUUUGUACCCAUUAUGUGUUUAUGCUUUUGAUAUGGCACACUUUCCUGACAUGUAUGUUUCAUUUUAUAAUGCAUGUGUAAAUGAUUUGAUCAUGUGACGGUUAUCGCCCGACAACUGAAUAAUUAUGAGAGCUACAAAGACCAUUAAAUCAAUUCUGUAUAUCUAUUCAUUCAUUUUCUAUUGCUUAUCCUCACGAGGGUCGUGGU
This is a messenger RNA of Doryrhamphus excisus (bluestripe pipefish), 3147 nucleotides long. RefSeq lists its product as uncharacterized. Lineage: Eukaryota; Metazoa; Chordata; Actinopteri; Syngnathiformes; Syngnathidae. The record is from RefSeq and is a predicted model, not a curated record. Gene Ontology annotation, molecular function: 3'-5'-RNA exonuclease activity.